ACAAAAUGUAUUGUGUUAUUUUUCACGUGUGUCAAUUUUUAAAAUAAUUACACCUGUAAUAUAAAAAUUGAGAAGUGGUUUUCCAUGUUUUGAUUUUUGGUCACUAACGAUUUCUGCUCCACUUGAAGUUUAUUUAAAUUUUUGCUCAAAAAAGGAAAUAAACUGGCGUCGAGCAGCAACGACAACUGGAGUAGUAUGGAUAUAGAUCCAUCACCGAGUACCUCGUCAGGUGAUUUAAUGGCUUUAACGCAGUCAAGCUUGCCAAAAAUUGACGAAAAUAAUGCGAUAGAAUCAAAAACGCCUAAAGAACGGAUCUUAGAAUUGUUAGAUGUUUUAGAAAGUCAUGUUGAAAAGUUGCGAAGAGAAGCAGCGCAACUAGAAGAAGACAGAGACCACUUGUUAUCGUCUCUAGAUUCGGUUAGGAACACAGAUUUAAUCAUAGAGUUGGCGGACAAUGACAGAGAUGAUGUGUGCCGGUAUGCCGAGAGAAUAAUGAACCGUUGCCUUACAGUUGAAGUGAAAAUCCUCACUCAGCGCGACAAAACGCAGGAAGAAGCCUUACAUCAAGUGAAUCAUUUAAUAGACGGUCUUGUAAUGUGUGUGAAAUCAGAUCCUGAAAACGCGAAAGCAAAAUGUGUUUCCUUUAUGAAUGCAUGCUCUUCCAAUAUAGUUCAUGGCGUGACUGAUAAGAAAUUCGAAUCAGCUUUAUUAGGAUGUACUGUUGAUGACCAAAAACGAGUGAAGAAACGCCUUCAAGGUUUGUUACAUUAUUUCGAUAAAUUGAAUGUAACUUCUAUUCAGUGAAAAUAGCUAAAUGGAUGGUUUGCCACUUUGCUCUGGCUCUGCUUUUUGCUGUUAUUACAAAUACAUUAAAUUGUUCGUUCAUAAACAUUGGAGUUCCGGUUAAAUUCUGCUUAAGUAAUUUUACUUCAAUGUUGCAGUCUUACAUGGAGUAGUCACUGUGAUUGGUUAAAAGACCUUAUUUAUAAUAAAUUAAUGAAUCAAAUAAAUGAUAGUUAAAGUGUUCA
Molecule: messenger RNA, 1028 nt
Organism: Zophobas morio
Lineage: Eukaryota; Metazoa; Arthropoda; Insecta; Coleoptera; Tenebrionidae
Product: BAG family molecular chaperone regulator 2
Exons: 4
Coding region: 196-804 (202 amino acids)
Biological process (GO): protein stabilization
Molecular function (GO): adenyl-nucleotide exchange factor activity; protein-folding chaperone binding
Source: RefSeq, a predicted model, not a curated record